Didymodactylos carnosus is the source of this 1536-nucleotide messenger RNA. Lineage: Eukaryota; Metazoa; Rotifera; Eurotatoria; Philodinida; Philodinidae. The record is from the annotation of a GenBank genome assembly.
AUGCGAUUAAGUGGCCCGAUUAACGCCGUUAAGGAAGCCGAAUGCAAAUAUGAUUUAACUUUGGAAAUUCUAAAACAAAAAACAUCAGUACAAAAUUGUUCAUUAUCAAACGCAACAACAGCCACUGAUCACUACAAUUUAAUGAUAAGUUAUUGUUAUUCGGACAAAGAUGUCUGUCAUCCUUUAGCUGAUCGUUUGAUGAGUGACGGUUUUACACUUUGGAUCGAUCGAGAUAAAACUUUAACUGAGUCAGUGACGAGAAAAGCAAUUGAUCAAUCCGAUUGUGUUCUACUUUGUUUAAGUGAAGAAUAUUACACGAAUGUUAACUGUCAGAAUGAAGCCAAAUAUGCACAUCAGACUUCAGGAAAAGUGAUGAUACCGGCCAAAGUUAACAAUUACGUGAUGAAAAAUUGGUUGACAAGUACUAUCCGAACAACAAAAACAAUUUUUAAACUUUUUGGCUCGGACGACAACUUUAACUUAGAGUACGAUAAAUUAAUUGUUGAAAUAUCUCGUUAUACAAAAUCUGGUAUUGCUACCACCAUUAUUACUUCAGCUGCUGCUACCGAACAAAAAGAAACAACCUUUUUCUUCAAAAUUGAUAAAGAUGAAGAAGAAAUACAAAAAGAAGUAAGAAAAUUAAAUUGUCAAAAAAAUCUCGAAAUACAAAGAGCAAGGGAAAAAGAUUUCAAUGAUAAAGAUAGAAUUUUACUAGAAGAGAUCAUCCAAGAAUAUUCAGAUUUGGCACUGAAUGGUGAUGUACAUAAACAUGACAAGAAUUCAUAUUCUUCACUACUGUUACAACCCUCUCAGUCCUCUCUAUUGUGCAUUCAAAAUUGGCUUAAAAAUCCUCCAUCAGUAACAAUGGGAAAUAUUGCACCUUUUUCGACAACUGGUGAUGUUAAUGAUGCCGCAUUUCAAUUACCUGAUCAUAUUAGCAAAAAUCUAGAUGAUCUACGCGACUAUACCAAUUCAACAAAAAUAUCAAGGAAAAAUCAAGAAAAAUUCAUUACGGACAUAAUCGACGGAGAAUAUGUCUGGACGGCGCCCAUAGAGAGCGGUACAGUUCUCAAUAUGACACAUGCAGAAAAUGAUGAUUAUUUUCAGAAACUAGUAUCUAGAAAUCAUCAGUCAACUUUCAAGACUCACAUAAAUGAAGCAGACUAUGUUUGGACAACAGUGGACGGAAAAAUCGGAACGGAAAUGAAAUCUGAGGACGAAAUGAGACGUCGAACCGAACUAGAUGACCCAACAAAAAUGGUUAAACGACGCCUUCAGCUAGCAAAAUAUUUUAUCGAUAAAACUCGCAUAUCGUCAAAGCGAAAACGGUUUCAAUACACAAAAGAAGAUUUGGAACCCUAUUUAAAGUUUGCAUAUCAAAUGAAAAAAAAUGCUGAGGAAAUGGAAUUCUGUGAAUUCCAACAAUAUCAGUUAAUAAAACGUUCGACUGUAACAAACAUGACAGCUUUAUGGAUGUUUAUUCCCGAUAGAAAAGCUUCGAAACCAGUCAAAUCACUCCAAAUUAAGUUCAGCUAA